UUGAGGUGGGACUGCAGUGAGCAGCAGCGCUGUAGUUGCCGCUACCCCGCCCGUGUCUCUGUAGUUUUAGUUGUCUGAUCAUGUCUGACGAUGAUAAACUGCCGUCUGGGUGGGAGAAGCGCAUGAGCCGGAGUUCAGGCAGGGUUUACUACUUCAACCACAUCACCAACGCGAGUCAGUGGGAGCGGCCGACGGGCGCGGGCGAUGGAGCGGGUGCCGUGGACAAGGUGCGCUGCUCCCACCUGCUGGUCAAACACAACCAGUCCCGCAGACCGUCGUCCUGGAGAGAAGAGAACAUCACCCGCAGCAAAGAGGAGGCUCUGCAGCUCAUACAGAAGUAUAUAGAACAGAUAAAGUCUGGUGAUGAAGAUUUUGAGACGUUGGCCUCUCGGUUCAGCGACUGCAGCUCAGCGCGGAACGGAGGAGACCUAGGCAUGUUCGGCAGAGGUCAGAUGCAGAAGCCGUUCGAGGAAGCCUCCUUUGCGCUGAAAAUCGGAGAAAUGAGCGGCCCCGUGUUUACCGACUCCGGCGUCCACAUCAUCCUCCGCACAGGAUAACUCACCAAGCAUGCACACUCUCUCGCUCUUUCCCUCCCUUUAUUCAUCCAUCCAUCUCUCCCUCCUUCUCCUUAAUGUAGGAUUGUUUUCUGAACUUAUUCUCAAACUCAAACAUACAUACAAUAAUGGUUCUUUUCCUGAAAUGCCUCUAAAUGAUGUUACCUGACAUUUUGAGCCUUUUUUUAUGGUAGCAAGCCGCAUAGACCAAACUGUUUGGAUACCUGCAUUCAAGUUAAUGGUU
Colossoma macropomum (tambaqui) is the source of this 798-nucleotide messenger RNA. RefSeq names its product peptidylprolyl cis/trans isomerase, NIMA-interacting 1 (gene pin1). Gene Ontology annotation, molecular function: peptidyl-prolyl cis-trans isomerase activity; protein binding. The transcript has 4 exons. Gene Ontology annotation, cellular component: nucleus; cytosol. NCBI's taxonomy places the organism in Eukaryota, Metazoa, Chordata, Actinopteri, Characiformes, Serrasalmidae. Bases 81 to 557 code for a protein of 158 amino acids. The record is from RefSeq and is a predicted model, not a curated record.